AAGAAAAUGGGCUUAAAUUAGAAAGUCAGUCCCGCCAGACUUGCAAAAAAUAUCCCUGUCGUCUUUGUCUGUUGCUCUGUUACUGUUUGUCUCGCUCGCCUUCCUCACUGACUCACUCUCUCUCUUGCUGUUUCUCUCUAUUCGGAUAUGGUGUCUCUAAUCUCCCCGCCACCAUCAACUUCCUAUCUUUUCCGCCACAAGUCCUCGUUCUACGGCACCGUUUUACCUGAAAGGUGUGGCCAGGUCUCGCAAAAUUUGAAUAAUAUCAGAUACUACGCAAUAAGCUGCCGACUUAAUACCAGAGCCAAAGAAUCUCCUGCUCAAAAACCCAAUACUUUAAUCAAGGAACCUCACAAGUACUUUGAUCAGGUCAUCAUAACAGUUCGCUCAGGAGAUGGCGGACAUGGCGCAGUCCUCAACAUGCCAAACCAGAGAGCUAGUAAGCCUCAAGGAAAACACGAGAAGGAGAAGCUGAGGAGAAAAAGCUUGUUUAAACGGGAUUUUGGUGGGUCCCUUAUUCUUCCUGUGGGUGGCCAUGGAGGUGAUGUUGUGAUCUAUGCCGAUGAGGGUAAAGAUUCGUUACUGGAAUUUCACACGAAAAAUAGGUACAAUGCAAAACGCGGAGGGAAUGUGGCUGCAAUGGGUGUUUUGACUGCACAAUUGCAUGAUGGACUUUCUGCCCCGACUUUGCGUAUUCCAGUGCCUCCAGGUACGGUAGUGAAGCGUAAACGAGGGACAUUGUUGGCUGAUUUAGCACGGCCAGGUGAUGAAGUCCUUGUAGCAAGGGGUGGACAAGGAGGGAUUAGCUUGGUAGAAAUGCCAGAGCAUAGCAGGAAAAAGUUGAUGGCUUUGACCACAAAUGUGAUGAGAGAUGAUAGUGAUAAGGUUUUAGCUGUUGGUCAACCAGGAGAGGAGGUUAGUCUGGAGUUGAUUCUGCGAGUUGUUGCUGAUGUUGGUUUGGUUGGCCUUCCAAAUGCUGGAAAAUCAACCCUUUUGUCAGCCACUACACUUGCAAGACCUGAUAUUGCGGAUUAUCCUUUCACAACCUUAAUGCCGAACCUUGGACGCCUUGAUGGUGACCCAAGUUUAGGGCCACAGAUGUAUUCUUCUGAAGCAACGUUGGCAGAUUUGCCUGGUCUUAUCGAAGGGGCACAUCUUGGGAAGGGUCUUGGUCGCAAUUUUUUGAGGCAUCUGAGGAGGACCCGGCUAUUGGUCCAUGUUGUUGAUGCUGCAGCCGAGAAUCCUGUAAAUGACUACAGAACCGUCAAAGAAGAAUUGCGAAUGUAUAAUCCUGAUUACCUUGAACGACCAUACAUUGUGGUGUUGAAUAAAAUUGACCUUCCCGAGGCAAAAGACAGGCUUCCAUCUUUGACGGAAGAAAUAAUGAAACUUGGUGUUGAUAGGCCAUCUUCUGAGCCAGAAACGAGCAGUACAGGUGCAGUCCAACAGCUGUCCUCUGAAGGUGGGAAUGCAGAUGGGAGUUCUCCAAGAGUUCUUACUAAAGACAAGAAGGAUAAAGAUAUUGAGGACUAUCCACGACCCCUCGCCAUUGUAGGAGUCAGUGUUUUGAAAGGCAUCAGAGUCGACGAGAUGUUGAAGGAGAUAAGGGCCGGUCUGAGAAAGUGCCGAGGUGCAAAUUAAACAUUGGAUUUGAGUGCGAGAACAUGACGUUUUCGGUGUGAAACAGAAACACCUACAAAAUUAUUAUGCAUGAGGUUUUCUGGAUUAGACAGGUUAGAACAAUUUUGAUUUGUAACUUGUACAUAUGCCAAAUAUGUAUAGAUAAAUUCUAGCUGCAGCAUAUACCAUAACGAAAUCACGAAUGAAAUUUUCUU
Prunus mume (Japanese apricot) is the source of this 1835-nucleotide messenger RNA. The record is from RefSeq and is a predicted model, not a curated record. Lineage: Eukaryota; Viridiplantae; Streptophyta; Magnoliopsida; Rosales; Rosaceae.